Messenger RNA from Penicillium cinerascens, 390 nucleotides. Its product is annotated as signal recognition particle 14 kDa protein. Gene Ontology annotation, molecular function: endoplasmic reticulum signal sequence receptor activity; 7S RNA binding. Lineage: Eukaryota; Fungi; Ascomycota; Eurotiomycetes; Eurotiales; Aspergillaceae. Gene Ontology annotation, cellular component: signal recognition particle, endoplasmic reticulum targeting. Gene Ontology annotation, biological process: SRP-dependent cotranslational protein targeting to membrane. The transcript is spliced from 2 exons. Bases 1 to 390 code for a protein of 129 amino acids. The record is from RefSeq and is a predicted model, not a curated record.
AUGGCGCCUCAUAUGGGUAACGAUGAGUUCUUCUCGUCUCUCACCGAACUCCUUUCCAAGUCCUCCCAGAAGUCCCGAGGCUCCGUCUUUCUCACCCAAAAGCCCCUGAUCGACGGCGUCAGCAGCGGCCAACCCUCUAUCCUUAUCCGCGCUUCAAACGGCAACACCGACGCAAAGAGACCAACCGACAAAGAUGGCAAGAUCGCUAAGACCAAGGCUUCGAAAGCCUCGAAAGUCAAGUUCUCCACUGUCGUUGCUGCGGAUCAGCUCGAAGCGUUCUACACUCGAUAUGCCGAUGUGUGCAAGGCUGGCAUGACAGGUCUGAAGAAGCGGGAUCGGAGCAAGCGCAAGGCGAAGGGCAAGGGUGCAGCCAAGGCCACGAAGGCAUGA